AUGGCAAGUGAACGUGCUUGUGCUACAGCGGAUCUGCGCAGACACCUCUCCGCAACUCACAAAGAAGAGUUUAUGGCAUUGCCGGGAUCCCCAAACUACAAUUAUGCACUGUACAGAAUUACUACACAAUUACAGUUGUGCAGUGACAAGGUCACAGAAGAGUCUAAACUGGAGAAAACUUUCAAAGUAAAUGAAACAUCUUACUUCGGACAUGGACGCGACUCUGGUAAACAUGGUUCUCGUGGAAAAAAGAAUAAACAUGGAGGUCGAAAGAACAAAAAUACCCGUGGUAAUCCGUAUGAAAAGGAACAUGAUACGGAUGCAAAACAAUCAAAAGGGAAGGAAUUAGUUGUCAAUCCUUCCAAGAAAACUAACAAAGAUCAACAUUGUUUUCGUUGUGGUCGUAACAACCACUGGUAUAGAACUUGUCGAACUCCUGACUAUCUCUGUGAACUUUUCACGAAGAAUGAAAAGAAGAAGGCAACAAAAGCAGAGAUGAAUCUAUCUGAAGCUAGUGUUUCCACCAAAUCUCCAAAGCUAGAUGUUUCUAGCUACUUGGUUGGUUUUGAAGGCACUAAGUAUGAAAGUGAUUUCGAUCAGUUUGCUAAUGGUUUAUUUAGUGUAAAUUAA
Molecule: messenger RNA, 630 nt
Organism: Papaver somniferum (opium poppy)
Lineage: Eukaryota; Viridiplantae; Streptophyta; Magnoliopsida; Ranunculales; Papaveraceae
Exons: 3
Coding region: 1-630 (209 amino acids)
Molecular function (GO): nucleic acid binding; zinc ion binding
Source: RefSeq, a predicted model, not a curated record